Molecule: messenger RNA, 2558 nt
Organism: Pelobates fuscus (common spadefoot toad)
Lineage: Eukaryota; Metazoa; Chordata; Amphibia; Anura; Pelobatidae
Gene: LDB3
Product: LIM domain binding 3
Exons: 10
Coding region: 136-1008 (290 amino acids)
Biological process (GO): heart development; actin cytoskeleton organization; muscle structure development
Cellular component (GO): filamentous actin; adherens junction; stress fiber
Molecular function (GO): muscle alpha-actinin binding; actin binding
Source: RefSeq, a predicted model, not a curated record
GGGAGUGACGUCACGGGGAUGCAGGGAUCAGAUAAAUGUGCUUAUGGAGCAACUGUUGAACUAGAAGAGCACCAGAGGGGAUCUGCAGAAGAGCUCCCAGAGCCUACGUGUGGCUUGCACUAAAAUUUGGUGAAAAUGGCUUACAAUGUAUCUCUUGCCGGACCUGGACCAUGGGGAUUUCGCCUGCAAGGAGGAAAGGAUUUUAACAUGCCUUUGACCAUCUCAAGGGUCACUCCGGGCAGUAAAGCAGCACAAUCCAAUGUGAACCAAGGAGACUUAGUGGUAGCCAUCGAUGGAGUAAGCACAGACGGAAUGACACAUUUGGAAGCUCAGAAUAAAAUUAAGUCUGCCAGCUACAACCUCGGUCUCACCCUACAAAAAUCCAAGCGUCCAGGACCAGUCCCAACAGCCACACCUCGAAUGGACUCUCCCAUGCCUGUGAUUCCCCAUCAGAAGGUCAUAGCCAACACUGUUGCCAACUCUGAGUAUGUUGAACGUUUCAAUGCAAAUGUCCUGAAAGACUCUGCACUGUCCACCCACAAGCCCAUCGAGGUGAAAGGUCCUGGGGGAAAAGCCACAAUAAUUCACGCCCAAUAUAACACCCCAAUCAGCAUGUACUCUCAAGAUGCAAUCAUGGAUGCUAUUGCUGGCCAGGCACAGGCCAGAGGCAGCGAUCUCUCUAGUGCCCCAGAAUCUUCAUUGGCUAACCUCCCUGUUAAAGAUCCCCUUGUAGACAUUGCUUCUCCAGUGUAUCAGGCUGUGCUUAAAACUCAGGGCAAAAGCGAGAGUGAGAUUGAUGACUGGGCACGCCGUGCUGCCAAUCUGCAGUCGAAGUCCUUCCGUGUCCUUGCACAGCUAACUGGCACCGAAUACAUGCAAGACCCUGACGAAGACGCGUUGAGAAGAUCAAGGGAAAAGUUUGAAACGGAACGUAACAGCCCACGCUUUGCCAAAUUGCGCACCUGGCAUCACGGCCUUUCGGCACAAAUCCUUAAUGUUAAAAGCUAAAUGCCCACGUGUCACACGAUAUCUAUUGAAAGGCAAUGAAGCAUACUAAAUUGUACUGAAUCAUUAUGCAUUAAACGAUUUGCCAUAUACAUAAACCUAUAAAUAUAUAAAUAGAAAACGUAGGGGGAUGUGUUAUUGCAGUGCCUUUUCCUGUUUCUAGCCUCUUAACCCACCACUGUCACUCCAAAAAAAAGCUAAAUUAAUAAUGCUUGUAAAGAUAUAAUUACUCUUUGCUAUAUGUUGUAUCUAGGAUUUCGGGAAAAAAACAAAAAACAAAGAUAAAGGCUGUUAGAAAUGAAAAAAAAAAGAAUCUCUUGUAAUUUGAUUUCUUUUAAAUAAAUAAAGAUAAAACUAACAUUUGUCAGGUUUGCGUUAUCAUUGUAUGUGCUACUGGGCUGGAAAUUAGAAUGUAGAGGUCGUUUAUGUAGGCUUACGUAGGGGUGCAUAUCUGCUAUGCAGGUCCAUGAUGGAAUCUGGUUUGGUUGCACAUUCGUGUUUUGGGUUUUGCAUCGUUAUGUUCUUACGGUGUGAUGCAUGACUAAAAAAAUAGAUUUAUUUUUGCCUUGUAGUCUUAUCUAUGGCGUUUUGUGAUCACACAAUAAUUGUGGGUUAAAUGAAAAAAGGUUAUCAGGAAUACAGCUGGCCAGCUUCUCAUUUACUCUGAAAACCCAAUGAUAGCACCUGUUCUUCAAGAGGUCACGUAACUUUCUGGGUGCCAGAAAGGUAACCAAUGUACUCUUGUGGAACUUAAAUGAUAUAUUUUUGUAGGCAGUGUUUCAUCUGAGUUUACUAUCACCAUUUAUGGGAUAAAAUCAACCAUUUGGUUUGCAGGUAUCUGUACAUUUUAAGUCCUUCCAGUGGUUGUUGAGAUUCAUAAUUUUGAAGGACUCGUUUGUUUGAGUGUUUGACUAUUAUUAGUUGGUUUUGGCUUUUGGAACGUUUUAGCAUUUAUAUUUGCGUGUUGUGAUAUUCUGGUAGAAAGUUAGACUUUGAAUAUGCUUCACAACAACUACACUUCAGCUUAAAAUAUUUCCCGGACGUUAAUAUAUAUAACAUUAGAUUUGGACAAAUUACAACACAGUGGAAUGCAUUUUCUAAAAAGCUACCUGGCUUGUGUAGUAUGGUGAAUAUGCUACGUUGUGUUGUAUUUUGUAUGUUAGUCAAAGGAUUGUUAUUUUUAACGCUAAGACUUUUCUGAAUCCUAACACAUCACUAUUGUUUUGAAGAAUUAAGAAUGAGCCUCAGUAGAUUAUUUUUUUUUAAUGUUGUAAAUGUUUGUAGUGACAAAUAUCGGGGUCAUUUAUUUCUUUGCAAUUUAAUAUAUUAGGACUAUCAGGGUCAUUUUAAAAAGCUGUUUAUAUGUCCUACUAAAUAGCUAGGAUGUUGUCCAUGUAAUGUAAGAUACUGAUUUUAAAACCAGCUUUUACUAUUUUUGUUGCCUCUAAGCAUUAAUUUAACAUUUACAUUGUUUAUUGCUACUGCUAAUACAUCGAUGUAUCUAUGGUGGCACUUUUUUUGUGUUUGUGAAAAUAAAAAAAGAUUAAAUAAAA